CAAUCCUCAUUUCUACUCUCUCCAAAAUCCCCCCUCCGCCGCUCCCUCUUUCUCCGGCAUCCCCUCGCGGCGGUGUCUCCCUCUUCCGAUCAGUGAAACACCCAUUCCCCUGGAUAUGGCUGCUGCAGCAUCUUCUUCCGACGCCACUGCCACCGCUUCAGAUGGCCCUGUACUCAGUCUCAUCAACAAACGCAUCCGAGGCCUUCGCAAGAAAUUGAACCGAAUUCUCCAGAUGGAAGAGUCUCUCUCCCAGGGCAAGCCUCUCAACAAAGAGCAGGAAGAAGUCCUUCGCUCCAAACCCGCCGUCUCCGCCCUCAUCGACGAGCUCGAGAAGCUCCGUAAUCCGCUCGCCUCUGCCGUCUCCGAAGAAAUCUCUCUUGCCCGUCAACAGGACGCCAUUUCUGCAGAUGAUGCGGCUUGUCAAGACCAAGAGAAACCUACUGAGGAAGAACCGCACGAGCCCGAUCAUGCUGUCGAGGAUCUCCUCAAUCUGCUCUACUUUGGGUCGUUGUUCGAUGUGAAGUCGCAGAAUGAUUUUACUUCCACAAUAUUGACCAGGACCCACGAGCGGGGAUGCUGCUUGACCUACGACUAUGUUACCGAUGACGAUACGGUUCCGCUGGGCGAGAGAGAUUUGGAUUUGAUUUCGAUGCUGGGUGGGCUCUUGAUUUCGCGCCCAGUCGACUCCAGCUUGUCUCACAAGAACGCAUUGCAGCGGUGCAUCCAUCAUGCCAAGCUGUGGCUCGCUAAUUCAAACGAACCCAUUGAGCCCAAUGCUAGUGUUACUUAUGCUGGGUUGAGAGAAAGGGUCCACAAGAUUUUGGCUUCAGAUUAUUUCACAACCACUCCGGAGAUGAAGGUUCCAGUUGAAGUGGUGGCUGCGGCCACUGCUGGAAAUUAUGUACCUUUCCAGGUUCCUGUGCCUGGAGUACCAGUGUCAGUGCCCGUCCAGGUGGAAGGUUCAGCUGAGCAAUACCUGCAAAAGCAGGAAGAAGAGACAGCAAGCUAUCAUGAACCUGAGACUGGUGAUGAUCAAUCUGGUCCUCCUGAGGACCUUCAGAAGGAUGAUCUGGAGACAGAAAAUCAUGCAGAGGUCAUCCCAGCUCAACAAGAGCAAGAACAAAGCAAAAUGCGGACAGAGAUGGAGCAUAAUCAGACAGAUACAGAGCACAAGGAACAACAGUAUUUUCCCCGAAGACCCUAUCAGAAUCAAAGAGGAGUUCGUGGUGGUGGAGGUGGCCGUAGGGGAUAUUCCAAUGGUCGUGGUGGUCGAGGUGGAAGGGGAGGUGGAGCCUACCAAAAUGGCCGUAGCCAAUAUUAUGAUCAACCUGGAAACUACCAGCCCAGGAACAACUAUAACAGUAGGGGAAGGGGUGGCAGAGGUGGCGGGCAUGCUUACAACCACCACAGCUCAGGAAUCCAAGGUGGUCAUGCUGCAGCUGAUGUUGGUGUGGCCUCAUAACACCUCUACUCACCUAGUGUUUAUAGGGUGUCUGUUCACUGGCUCAUGUGGGUGGUGACAAUGUUUUUCAUUUUUCCUUCCAAGAACAUGCUUUUAAUGCUAUCAAUCCAUUUUGACAUUGCACCAUUUCUCGGACACCUUAUUUUUGUAGUUAGUAUUCUGUCAAAAACAUUGGAAAGUGGUUCAGUAACAAUGGAACAUCAUGGUUCAACUCA
Molecule: messenger RNA, 1677 nt
Organism: Rubroshorea leprosula
Lineage: Eukaryota; Viridiplantae; Streptophyta; Magnoliopsida; Malvales; Dipterocarpaceae
Source: the annotation of a GenBank genome assembly